AUGGAGCUCUUCCAUUUCAUUCUUCUAUCAAUACUCUUUCUAGGCUCAGCGCCUACUACCCGAGCGACUGAUCUUGAAUACGAAUAUAUCGUCGUGGGAAGUGGAGCUGGAGGAGGACCUUUAGCUAGUAGACUUGCUAGAGAAGGACGCAAAACUCUCCUUAUCGAAGCUGGCAGUGACCAGACUGGUAACCUGAACACUUCCAUCCCUGGUUACCAAGCCGUCGUUACAGAAGACAAAGCACUUCGUUGGGAUAUAUUCGUGAAUCAUUAUCAAGAUCAGGAGCGUGCACAACGCGAUCCCAAGUACACAUGGGAAACGGCUCCGUAUGAGUACCAUGUCGGCCCAAAUCCUCCUGAGGGUGCCACCCCACGCGGCAUCUUGUACCCCCGUGCACAGGCCCUUGGAGGAUGUACUCCCCACAACGCACUUAUCUGGAUCACCCCACAUGAGAGUGACUGGGAUAACAUCGCCAACUUGACUGGUGACAAAUCCUGGGACCAUGAGAACAUGAACCAAUAUCUCCAGAAAGUCUACGAAUGGCUGCCUACGGAACCAACCGAUCCUACAAUUCUCGUGAACGAUCUCGCCCUUGCUCAACACUAUGUUGCUGGCGCUGCUGCUGGGGGUAUUGGCCCAGAUCCUCUCGACGCUGUUACAGGUCUUGUCAAUCUCCUCGCAAACGAUCCAAAUAGCGAAAUCAACCCUGCGCGCGACUCAACCCAGGGAUUCUUUCAAGUACCCUUGACUAUGGACUCAGGCAAUCGCACAGAUGUCGCCUCGUGGAUCAAAGCUACCGUCGCGGACGGGUUUCCAUUGGAUGUUCGCACAAAUGCCUUCGUGACAAAAAUCAUUUUCGAUGAGUCUGGGGAUACUCCAAAGGCCACUGGUGUAGAGUUCCAGGAUGGCGAAUACCUCUAUCGAGCAAGUCCCCGCAAUCUCAACAGCAAACCUGGCACCCCUGGCUCAGCUCGUGCCACAAAGGAGCUCAUUAUCUCCGCUGGUGCUUAUAACACACCUCAGCUGCUGAAACUGAGCGGAAUCGGCCCCAAGGAAGAGUUGGAAAAAUUCAACAUCUCUGUUGUGAAAGAUCUCCCAGGUGUCGGUACAAACCUAAUGGAUCGAUACGAGGUUCCAGUCAAUGUUCAGCACAAGGAAGACUUCGCUAUUCUCGACGGAUGCACUUUCGACGCCAAGCCACAUGAUGAGUGCCUAAAGAAAUGGGAAGACAAUCCAUAUAUUCUGGGCCAGCGAGGAGCAUAUGCAACCAAUGGUCUCGCGGCAACUUUAGCCGUACAUUCGGACUAUGCCUCUGAUUCGAACAUUGAUCUCUUUAUUUUUGGGGGCCCCAUCAACUUCCAGGGCUAUUUCCCAGGAUGGGCAGAACAGGCUGUAGCAGACCACUCACACUUCUCCUGGUACACUCUCAAAGCGCAUACACGGAACCACGCUGGAACUGUCCAAUUACAAUCAGCAGACCCAUUUGACCAGCCUUUGAUUAACUUCAACUACUUCGACACGGGUACCACUACGGGUGGUGCUGACGAUCUUGACGCAGGUGCAAUCGUGCAAGCAAUUAAUAUUUCCCGUCACGCGCUAUCCGAGUAUUAUAACUAUGAUAUUCUGGGCGGCUCGUCAUUUGUGGAGCAGAACCCCGGCCAAGAUGUGGAUGGCGAUGCUGAGCUAGAGGAGUACGUGAAAGAUGUGGCGUGGGGUCACCAUGCAUCUUGCACAGUUCCCAUUGGGGCAGAUGAUGAUGCCAAUGCGGUCUUGGACUCAGAAUUCCGAGUUCGAGGUGUGCAAAACCUUCGUGUCGUUGACGCUAGCGUUUUCCCUGAUAUUCCUGGUGUUUUCAUUACCGCUCCGAUCUACAUAAUCAGCGAGAAAGCGGCAGAUGUAAUCCUAAAUGGGUCUGGCUGA
Molecule: messenger RNA, 1920 nt
Organism: Penicillium angulare
Lineage: Eukaryota; Fungi; Ascomycota; Eurotiomycetes; Eurotiales; Aspergillaceae
Product: GMC family oxidoreductase
Exons: 1
Coding region: 1-1920 (639 amino acids)
Molecular function (GO): oxidoreductase activity, acting on CH-OH group of donors; flavin adenine dinucleotide binding
Source: RefSeq, a predicted model, not a curated record